CUGCCACUGUGUACUCUCUGUUUAGGGCCAAAUAGCAUUCUAGUUUUCUCUGGUUUUUUUGUCAAUUGUUUCCAAUGUGUCAAGUAAUUACCUUUUUGUUUUCUCAUGAUUUGAUUGGGUCUAAUUGUGCUGCUGUCCUGGGGCUCUAUGGGGUGUGUUUGUCUCUCUCUCUCUCUCUCUCUCACACACACAAAAAGAAAACCCUCUUCAAAUAAUUUCCAUAAAAAAGAGGAAGCAGUCAGAUAAUCACACUACUUAACUCAUAGACAUCCAGAAUGCAUGACCUACAAUAAUCUCAAAUUACAUGGCCAGAUAGGAAACCAUCACCAACUCAAACUCAAAAUAUAGAAAUAACAUAGCAUUGACCUACCGUACAAUAAAAACUACAUAUUUUCACUGCAUGCAAAUACAAAUUAUUACAUGAGGGAAACUAGUAAAAAGAAGGGGAAAAAAGCAACCACCGUUGCACAUGAAAACAGAAUCCUACUCACUACUUCACGUUGUCAUCCGGGAGAACAGAGCAACUGGCUCGCGCGGUAAUGUCCAGAUGCGAUACAGCUUUAGUCAAAUUGAUGUAUAAAAAAAAAUGUUUUCGAAUUUUUGCUAAUCCCAACUCUUUUCCUAACCUUUAACCUAAAUCUCCAAACCUACUUUAAUGCUCCUAACAUACUGCGUAAAUGAUCCUAAACCUGCUACGGCUCAACUCUAACGCAAUCAACGCUAAUCAUGAAUAUAAUCCCAUCAAUCACACAACAUUUUCUUAACUACAUACUGUACUGUCCUUUGAGACAGCCUUAUCACAACUGAUUCGUUCAAAAAAGGUGAGGUACUGACCAAUCAUUAAACAAAUCUAUUUGAAACGGGGCGGGAGGAGGCUUUGUGAAGGUCACGUGUCCAUUUCGCGCGAAAGUGUGUUGAUGUUCUGGUCAUAGCGACUUUGAUCAAGCCUGCAUAUAUACCUCGAUGGCUGAAGCUGCUGAGUUGGAAUUUUAUCGUUCGUCUUUCCUGACCAGAAGAGAAUUGUGUGGUUCUAGAUUUGACAUCAUUAUGUCUCAGGCGCGGGUCACCGAUUUUUACGUCCAGAGAAAGAAAGAUGCUAGUGGGGCUGCGCAUGGUGAUGGCAAUAUAACCCAAGUUGUGGACACUGUAACAAGUCAUCCCAGCACAAUAUCAACUCGGUCGAAAAGCAAGAAUGCAGCAUCUACAACAAAUGUUAUGAUAAAGACUUCAAAAUCCACAUGUUCUGAAAACAGUGUACAAGAGGAGUUUUGGAGGGUUAUUGACGAGGCGACUUCGGUCAAUAAGGUGGAGAGCGUGUCUCCUGUGCUGGCGAGGACUAACUCGGAAAAACAAACCCUUUUCUCCAGCCCUCGUACUCCCAAGAGGACCUCUACAGAUGCUGAGUUCGAUCUUGGAUCAGCUGUAUUUUCAGCCACUGCUGACCAUAAAAUCGCAAAGAAGCGUCUUCGGAUCGAGGCAAGAAAACAUGGCAUCGCUGCAGGGACAAGUCCUGGGCCGGUUAAAGUUGUGAAGAAGGCGGUCAGGAAGAAAUUGAUUCUCUUCGAAGACGACGAAAAGGCAACCCAGCCUCUGGCUAAAGAUGUCCUGCAGGUACCCUAUUCACUACCUGUUGAUAAAGAAUCAAAGAAUUUAGUCAAUUGCAGUGCCAACCAUUCUCCAACGGGCAAACCACAUGUUCAGGGCAGCUCAAAACCAAAAGAGGGGCACAAGACUUUCUCCAAAGAGGAUGUUGCAGCACUCAAGUUCCAACUUCAGAAGAUCAAGGACCAGACACGGAAAGCUGAGAACCUGCCCUCUACGGCCACAGGGUCUACUGCCCCAGACCUGAAGACAAAGCUAGCCCGUGUCAAAGAGCUUGCUGCUAAGGCACAACAUCGGAAGGCGGAGAGGUUGGCAGAGGCCAGAUCUACUGAGGAAAAUAAUUGCCCAAUAACCGAGGAUGGAGAUAAGCUCCCAGCCUAUCAGCGGUACCAUGCUCUUGCCCAGGAUGUUCCCCCUGGCCUCACCCUGCCCUUCAAGUACAAAUUGCUUGCUGGAAUGUUCCGUAGCAUGGACACCAUAGUGGGAAUGCUUUUCAACCGCUCAGAGACUGUUACCUUUGCCAAAGUGAAGCAGGGUGUCCAGGACAUGAUGCACAAGCGUUUUGAAGAGACCCAUGUGGGCCAGAUUAAGACGGUCUUUCCUACUGCCUACCAUUUCCGUCAGGAGAGAAACAUUCCUACCUUCAGUGCUACAGUGAAGAAGUCUAGCUACCAGCUCACAGUGGAGCCUGUCAUUGAAGCUGAUAAGAGCAAGGCAGUGCUGGCAGCUUCCCGCCUGUUAGAGAGGCGACGUAUCUUCCACCAAAACCUAAUCAACAUUGUGAAAGGGCAUCACAAGGCGUUCCUUGCCAAGUUGAAUCCUCCUAUUAGAGUCCCAGAUGACAAGCUUACUCGCUGGCACCCUCGCUUCAAUGUGGAUGAGGUGCCCAAUGUCCUGCCCGGUGAGCUACCCCAGCCCCCACGGGGAGCUGAGAAGCUAACCACUGCCCAGGAGGUUCUGGACAAGGCCCGCUCCACGAUGACCCCCAAGGUGGAGAAAGCACUGGCCAACGUGGUUCUGAAGACCGCAGAGAUGGUCUGUGUAAAAGAGCAAGAGCCUGUUCCACAAACUCCCGUAGCUCCUGCUGAAACUCACAGUGCCCUCAAAGGGGUGUCUCAGUCCCUGCUGGAGAGGAUCCGAGCAAAGCAGGCUCAGAAGCUCCAAGCUGCCUUGACCCGGAACCCUCAGCAGGAGGAGCGCCUUGUGAUGAUGUCACGGCUGGAGGAACUGGCUCGGAUCCUGCGUAACGUCUUUGUGGCAGAGAAGAAACCCGCACUGAUCAUGGAGGUGGCCUGUAACCGGAUGGUCUCUAGUUACCGCUCUGCCAUGAGCAUGGGUGAUAUGGAGCUGCACCUUCGCCUGCUGGCAGAACUGACUUCUGAAUGGCUUACAAUUCACACAAUUAGAAAGGACUUCUAUCUCAAGUUGAACAAGACCAUGGACCUGAAUGUGGUACUGGAGAAGCUGAAGCAGAAGACCAAAGAGGAAGAAAGCCUGUGAAGCUUAAAAGCUAUGAUUUUCAAUGUGUAAUUUGAAUAGAGACAUAUUGUCCUGCUUACGCAUAUAUAUAUAUGUGACUUCAAGUCUUUGAUUAUUGCACAAUGCAUGGCUGGUUUUAAGCAAGUAAAAUAACUUGUACCAAUUCAAUAACAAUGUGUAAUUUUUGUAUAGAUUAACACUGCAAUGAUUUUGUCAAUUUUAACACGGACUCGUUUUGUGGGUGGUUUUACAGUUGUGGGAGACUGUUUCUGGUUGAUUAGGUAGUAUGACACCGUUGUCUUAAUUCUGAAACAAAAACCUUUCUAGUUACCCUUGUCAAAACUGCCUUUUUUGCUUGCACAGAUUUCCAACAAGCAGGUUCUUAUUCUGUAGUGCACAUGUUUCUCCAAUGUGAACAGUUCAUUUUUAUUCUGCAGAAGUUUGAAACAAUUAGCCAGUCAUGGUGAAACAAGUAUACUGACAAAAAUGACUCAUAAUUGCACCAGUACAUAACAGAAGGCAUCUUUAGACAUGGAUACUUAUUGCAUAUAAAUGAGGGCUAGCACAACUAAUGGUUAUAGAUGAAGACAGUAAUGAAAAUAACAGCACAUUGAUGGGUACACGCAGAUGGUCUAUAUUGACAAAGCUGUGACUGCUCAAACAAUAGAAAUGCCAAUAAGGAAGAUACGCGUGCAACAUUAAGUUUCUCAGAAUGCCACAUUUAAAUAAUUUAACCCUUAUUCUACCAGUUAAAUUGGCUGAGAACACAUUCUCAUGUACAGCACCGACUAAGAGGAGAGGUGAAUGAUUAGGUGAUCAUGGUGUGAGGGCCAGAUUGGGAAUUUAGCCAGGCCACCGGGGUUAACACCCAAUUAACGAUAAGUGCCAUGUGCUCUUUAUAGUGACCAGAGUCAGGACACCUGUUUAACAUCCCAUACAAAAGAUGACACCCUACACAGGGCAAUGUCCCCAAUCACUGCCCUGGGGCAUUUUUUAAGACCAGAGGAAAAAGUGCCUCCUGGCCCUCCAAUACCACUUCCAGCAGCAUCUAGUCACCCAUCCAGGGACAACUCUGCUUAGUUUCAGAGGCAAGCCAGCCAGCUGGCACUUCCUUUUGGCAAUUUUUUGUUAUUUCUCUCAUCUACACCUUGUUGAGGGUCAAUAUUUUGAACCAAUGUAAGAAUAAGUGGCUUUUCAAUUGCACAUUGUUAUCAAAGAAGCCUCACGUAAUUUGACAAGA
This is a messenger RNA of Oncorhynchus nerka (sockeye salmon), 4321 nucleotides long. RefSeq names its product DNA replication factor Cdt1-like. The transcript is spliced from 10 exons. The record is from RefSeq and is a predicted model, not a curated record. Bases 964 to 3102 code for a protein of 712 amino acids. Gene Ontology annotation, cellular component: nucleus. Gene Ontology annotation, biological process: regulation of DNA-templated DNA replication initiation; mitotic cell cycle; DNA replication checkpoint signaling. Lineage: Eukaryota; Metazoa; Chordata; Actinopteri; Salmoniformes; Salmonidae. Gene Ontology annotation, molecular function: DNA polymerase binding; DNA binding.